Messenger RNA from Gossypium raimondii (Peruvian cotton), 1699 nucleotides. Its product is annotated as probable transcription factor At3g04930. Gene Ontology annotation, biological process: regulation of DNA-templated transcription. The transcript has a single exon. The record is from RefSeq and is a predicted model, not a curated record. NCBI's taxonomy places the organism in Eukaryota, Viridiplantae, Streptophyta, Magnoliopsida, Malvales, Malvaceae. Gene Ontology annotation, cellular component: nucleus. The coding region runs from base 69 to 1337 and encodes 422 amino acids.
CAAGUCCAACACGCUUUUUUAAUCAACAAAAUCCUCGUGAACCUCUUUCGUUUUCUACUCUCUCUCUCAUGGCUUCCGAGCAGUACGGUGCCGUUUUUGAGGAAUCUCAGGACGACGACGAGGAACCCUCUUCCUCCGGCAACGACGACGUGCUCAACGGUAACGACGAAGAGGACGAGGAGUUGUUAGAAGAAGAAGAGGAAGAAGAUUUUAAUUCCCCCUCUUUGCUACCUCAACCGAUUGCCGCAGUCGUACCCUCCGCCUCAAUCCCCGCCGUUCCUCUUGCGGUUCCUUCAUCCACCGUCGUGACUGUUGCUUCUGUUCCUCUCGGGGGUUCGAUUCCCGACUCUAAACGCCAACGGAUUGAUUCCGCCGUCUCCGAGAAAAAACCUCCUCCGCCGCAACAAUUCGACGAAUCGCGGCGGUUAUUUCAACGUUUAUGGACUGAUGAAGACGAGAUCGAGCUUCUCAAAGGAUUUCUCGAUUACACGACUUCGAAAACCAACUCUAAUUCUUCUCACCAUCACCAUCACGAUACGGCGUUGUUUUACGAUCUAAUCAAAUCGAAACUCCAGCUCGAUUUCAACAAGAAUCAGUUAGUCGAGAAGCUUCGAAGAUUGAAGAAGAAAUAUAGGAACGUGAUGAAUAAGAUCAAUUCAGGUAAAGAAUUUUCCUUCAAAAGCCCUCAUGAUCAAGCUACUUUUGAAAUUUCUAGAAAGAUCUGGAGUAGUAGUGUUGGCAAAGUAGAAGAUAAUGUUUUAGAUUAUGAUGAAAAUAAUAUUACUCCUCCUACUACUACUAACAUCAAUUUACUCGAUGAAAGUGGAGAGAAAAAGAAUCUUACUCCAAAAUCCGCAGCCAAUAAGAGAAGGUCAAGGAGUAAAGGAGGGAAACUGGAAGAGAAAAGAGUUUUAAAUGAUGGGUUUGUGAUUUCUAACAAUAAUUUUAAUAAUAGGAGUGAUCAUGACCAGGGUAAUGUGGAAGGACUGGGUGGCGGUGGCGGUGGUGCUGGAGGAGAAAGAGGAAACCUGACAGCAGUAGUAGAGGAGACGGUGAAGAGUUGUUUAACACCCGUGUUUAAGGAGUUGUUAGGUAGUUUAAUUGGAGGAGGGGGAGGAGGGGGAAGAGGGAUUAGUGGAAUGGCUAUGAAUGCUAUGCCAUUGAGUUUUGGCGGAACUUUGAAUUUUGGUGGCGGUGGUGGAGGUAAUGUGGAGUUCAUGGAUGAGAGGUGGAGGAAGCAGCAAAUAUUGGAGUUGGAAGUUUAUUCUAAGCGGUUGGAGUUGGUGCAAGAUCAGAUUAAGGUGGCUCUGGAGGAGCUUCGGUCGAUUGGAGGGUGAUUUCUGAGUACGGGUGCUUAUUAGUUAUUUCCGUGAAAGGUUUCUUUUCUUUUCAUUGAUGGAUCAGCUGAUAGUGUAGGGGAGUAACUGGUUUUUCUUAGUUUGGUUUUGGGUUUUCUUUCUUCUUUGCUUAUUUGAUAGAAAUGAACAGUUAUCGGAAUAAUGAUUUAUAAUUAUUUAGUCUUUGAAUCAAUAGUUUGUUCUAGUUGUUCUCAUUUGUGUAUAUAUGGUUUUUAUACAUGGGUUGGGAUGACUUGCUUAGAAAUAAAAGACAGAUGUUAUCGUUCAUUUAAUGCAAAUGUGCAAGAUCUAACAUUGUAGAAUUUGUUGAACGGAUUCAACAACAGUUUACUAUUUUACUA